Molecule: messenger RNA, 612 nt
Organism: Eimeria necatrix
Lineage: Eukaryota; Apicomplexa; Conoidasida; Eucoccidiorida; Eimeriidae
Exons: 1
Coding region: 1-612 (203 amino acids)
Source: RefSeq, a predicted model, not a curated record
AUGGACCCCUACGAAGGGUUUUUGGAAGACACUGACGAGCAGCAAAGGCUGCUGAACUCGCUGCCGCUCGUGCUGCAGUUGGGCAGCAGGUUUGUGCGGCUGGGGCUCGCAGGUGUACAUACACCUCACUUGCUGCUGCAGGCCCCCUUCCUCCCCACACAGGGGCCCCACAAGCUGCCGCUGCUGCCUGCUGCUCCCCCCGCAGCAGCAGCAGCAGCAGCAGCAAGCCCCGCAGCAGCCCGGAAGCCCCCAGCAGCAGCAGCAGCAGCAGCAGCAGCAGCAGCGUCGGAGCUGCUGCGCAAGGCCAGCAGCCGGCGCCCGCUCGCCGCGCUGCCCAGCCGGAGCCUCCCCCCCCCCAGCAGCAGCAGCAGCAGCAGCAGCAGCAGCAGCAGCAGCAGCAGCAGCAGCGUGAGGCUGCUGAGCCUGCCGGAAGAAGCAGAACUCAGUCAUGCUGCUGCUGCUUUCCUUUAUGCUGCACUUCGGGCUUGUGCUGCUCGCAGCCUUUCCAGCCGGCCUUUGCUGCUGCUGGAGGGGCCCCUAACCCCCCCCCCUUUGAAGCAAAAGUUCGUCGAGCUGCUGCUCAACCACUUCCAAGUAAACCCUAAACCCUAA